Molecule: messenger RNA, 3633 nt
Organism: Dromaius novaehollandiae (emu)
Lineage: Eukaryota; Metazoa; Chordata; Aves; Casuariiformes; Dromaiidae
Gene: TANGO2
Product: transport and golgi organization 2 homolog
Exons: 10
Coding region: 221-1051 (276 amino acids)
Biological process (GO): Golgi organization; protein secretion
Cellular component (GO): Golgi apparatus
Source: RefSeq, a predicted model, not a curated record
CUGAAGUAGCCUCGACUUCGCUGGAGCGUCGCGAGUGAGCAGCCUGCAAGCGGCGCCGGGCCGGGUCGGAGCCGAAAGGCUGCUGUGGCUGGCGGUGGCCUUUUAAACUUCCCCUCAGCUGAGGGGGCUUGGAGGUGUCUUCCAUUACAUUUUUGCUAUUACAGAAUGACCUUGCACUGAGCCUUCCUGGAAGAAGCAAGAAUUAACUAGCAGUCCCUCAAUGUGCAUCCUUCUAUUCAAAUUUGACCCUCGUCCAGUUUCAAAAAAUGCAUACAGGCUUAUUCUAGCAGCUAAUAGAGAUGAAUUUUACCACAGACCAUCCAAAUCAGCAGAUUUUUGGGACAACAGCAAUGAAAUCCUUAGUGGUCUGGAUAUGGAAGAAGGAAAAGAAGGUGGGACAUGGCUAGGAAUCAGUAAGAAAGGCAAGAUGGCAGCCCUGACAAACUAUAUGCAGCCAAAGAUUGACAAAAAUGCAAAAGGAAGAGGUGCUCUUGUAACAAACUUCUUGACUUCAGAUCUGGACAGCUAUUCUUACUUGAAGAAAGUUUCAGUAGAAGGACAUCUUUACAAUGGAUUUAACUUAAUAGCAGCUGACUUGAAUACCACCAAAGGAGAUGUAAUUUGCUACUAUGGAAACAAAGGAGAACCGGAACCUGUUUUCCUAAAUCCUGGAAUACAUGGACUGAGUAAUUCUUUGUUGGAUACACCAUGGAAGAAACUUCAAUAUGGGAAGCAGCUUUUCACAGACGUGAUCAACAGAAGUCAAGACCUUACCAAAGAAGACUUGGUACAGGAGCUCCUUACAGUCAUGAAUAAUCAAGAGCCUCAAUUACCAGAUCCUGCGAUUGAAGACCAAGGGAGGGAUUACAUACGUCCUAUAUUAAAUAAAUAUGCAGCUGUUUGUGUUCGAUGCCCUGGCUAUGGAACAAGGACUAACACAGUCAUUCUCAUUGAUUCAGAAGGAGAGGUUACUUUCACAGAGCGCAACAUGAUCAAUGCAGAUGUCAACCAGUGGAAAACAAACACCUAUGAAUUCAAACUACAGAUUUAACAACUUUCCCUUUGAAUGGAUUGUAAUAAAAGCAAUGAGAGAACAAGCCAUUAUACUCCAGUAAAUGUUUUGUGCCAGGCUCCAGAAGCAACAAAUAGCAAGGAAAGCAAAAGCUUAUUUAAACCAGUAGCACACCCUAUCAGGUUCCCAAAUACUUUGCAUAAAACCAAGAAAGGAAAGUGUUUUUACACUACAUAAUGACUUGUGUAAAAACACUUCUGAAUGUGUGACUUUUUGAUUUAGCUUCCUAGCUCAAAAUUGUAAGUAUCAAUGAAAAGUGUCAGUGUUGAUACUUCUGGGUCUGAUUCUAUGACAUUCUUGCAUACCAUUAAUUUCUUUUGACUUCAGCUGGAGCUGAAGAUGUAUGCAGCUUCCUGGAGAAUCUGUGUUGAGCUAAGUUUCAGAAUGUAGUUCUAUCUAAAAAUUAUUGAUUUUGCUUUUGCACAUAGAGGAUAAAGAAAAUCAGCUAGACAGUUCUAUAUAGCCAUUUCUAAUCACUUCAUGUACUGAAACAACCAUAUGAUAUGAUGCCUUGAACUAGUGUUGAGAAGUCAUGAAAAACAGGGUCAGAAAGGACCAUGAGGCUGGCUAUUCUAUCACUCUGCUUCUAAGGCUUUGCCCAUGACAGAAGUGAUUGCCUUUCUUUCUUUAAAGUUGCUUUAAAGAGAACCUUAACACUUCCUAGUUCACAGGAAAUAUAUACAAAUAUAUUUGCUGCUUUUAUUGUUCUAUCUGAAGGCUUUAAAAAUUUUUGCUUUUCCUUCAACAUAUAAUUUUAGGAUUGUAAGGCUGAUGCCUAUGUGCAGUAAAUGAAUGUAUGUUACCUUUGCAGCAUUAAAUGCUUUAAUAACACUUAAACUUUUCAGCUAUGCCAUGGUACAGUGUUUUGCCUUGGGGGGGAGAGAUUUCUUUAAGUUUGUUUUUCUUAUAAAUCGUACAGCAAUAUACCUUUUUCCUAAAACUUGAUUUGAGAGUAGAUAUGAAAUUGAAGUUCAAUGUCUGUUCAGUUUAUUUCAGUAGAAACUAAAAAAUCAUGGAAGUGGAUUGGUUUAUUUUUGAAGGGAAUAAAAUGGUCUGUAUUGUGACAUCUUGUUUUCUGGUAGUCUAACUAGCAAUAUUAGUUUUCUUUUUUCUUCCCCAGCAGGCAGAUAAGGACUAGAUAUGUAUUUGCAAAGAGACUGAAUAUGAAGUUUACAUUUAUCAGGCUUUUCUGUAAGUGUGCAACUUUGGCUUUUUCUUCAUUAGUAUAACAUGUCAGAAGCUGGAGUGACUGCUCAUAUUUUUUUAGUAAAAUAGAUAUUUGUUGUAAAGUGACAUUAUUGCUGAAAAAGUUGGGUAUUAAGAUGCACUUCUGCUGUUCUAACAACUGUGAAUUAUAAACCUAUUUAAAUGCAUACUUUUCCUGAUUAUUUAGUGCUAGUGGUAGGUGAUAGACUAGCUAAUAUCAAGAUAUCUUUACCUAAGUUAUUUUGCUGCUGCUAUUCUGUUUUGACCUAUUUUGAGUGCUAAAUCUUAAAUUGGUAAUGGAUCACAAUUCUUUUCUCUCCUACUUGCUGAAUGUAUUCUGCAGUUCUCCCAUUAUGAAGUAAUGAUUACAAAGUAGCAGCAUUUCUGAUACAGUCUACAGAUGUAUGCGCCUUUUUCUGUAUUCAAGUCUGUGUAUUCCAGCCUUCUUGCUCCUUUGCAUGGGUGUGUCUGUGUACUGAGGGGAGAGGUAAAUUAGGCUUCCCGUUGAAGUAAGGGAUUACUGUGAAAGGCCAUUCCCAGGCUUCUAACUGCCAGGAGAUGCCAAAGCACCAUUCAUCUGAUGAUUUCUUUUGCAUAUUGAAAUAACUUCUAGAUACCAGGGCUACUUCCAUGUCUAGUUGCAGGCACUUAAGUGCUUUCUUGAUUCAGGACAUAUAAAUGACUUUUUGACCACCUUGAUUCUGAGAUUGUUAAUACAAGCUUUAUCAUGUUUGUCUUGUUGGGGGUGUGCUUGGUUUAAAACUAGGAGUCACCUGGAUACUUCCUGAGCUGUAGGAAAUAGUCCUUUUCUUGACUGUUUACACUGUAUAUUUGUAUGAGUAAAAAAGCUAUUAAUUUGAGUUGCAAAGAAAUAGCUAUUGCUGUCUUAAAUUUGACUUUGACAAGUGCAUAUUUAAAAAUAAAACUCAGCUUCAAUUUGCUCAGUUUGCAUAUCAACCUUUUUUGUAUCUUAAUAAAAAAAUGCCAGUGUGCAUUUGAACAAAACAUACUUCUUAAGCAUAUUACCUGAAUGAUAAGUAAAAUGCUUGUAUGUUCUUUCACACUGAAACCAUUUUAUAAGCCUUAGUUCUUACAGUAGUCUGUAAUAGUGAAUACUUAUCCCUCAUCUUUCUAUAUAGGCAAAAGAGAAGCAAGUCAGACCUUAGGUGUGAAAACAGCUGAUUCUAGUGUAAUUUUCUGUGCUUAAAUCAAAAUUCUAAAUCCUAGGAUUUGCUUUUUCCCCCACAAAAACAAAAAAACCCUAAAGAACCCAAACCUCCAGUGUUCUCUUAUUAUGUCAGAGUAUAGCGUUGUAAGUAUUGCUUAAUAAAGUGAACUAACUUCUUUUGAAGGUG